AGCCCCGGGGAGAGAGAUUGUGAAGGGAUUUCUGUGUGUGAACUUACACUCUCUCCAUUUCACAGCAAAACCCAUCUGAGUCUAAGAGGAGAGAAUGGGUGUGGAUUUGAGGCAAGUGGUUGCAGGUGUCUUGACACUGACAAUGUUUAUCAUGCUUGGCCAAAUGAUCAAGAGAGAACACUUUGAUUCUGCUGCCCAAGAAAAGUUUCCAGGAGGAGCUGGGGAUGUUGAAAAUGCCAAGGCCAUGGAGCAAAGCUUUGUGACUCUUGCUAAGAAGAGUAAUGGGCCCUGGAUGGAGGAUCGCCAAGCUUUGAAACCAUGUUGGGAUGAAUCCAUUACUGAUAAGUCGCAGGAGACUGAGGGUGAGGGAUUUGUCACUUUCUCAUUGACAAAUGGUCCUGAAUACCAUGUCUCGCAGGUUGCUGAUGCAGUGGUCACGGCUAAAUAUCUUCGAGCUACUCUUGUGCUCCCAACCAUCAGAGGAAGCAAACCAGGAGAUGAGAUGAUUUUUGAUGAUAUAUAUGAUGUUGAUAAAUUUAUGAAAAACCUUGAUGGGGUGGCCAAAGUAGCUAAAGAUCUGCCUAAUGAUGUAUCCGUCCGAAAUCUUGCUGUCGUUAAGGUCCCCAAUCGAGUUACAGAAGAUCAGAUUGCAGAAGAAAUUGAACCAAUCUUUAGAAGAAAGGGCAACGUAAAGCUGGCUACUUAUUUCCCUUCAGUGAACAUGAAGAAAAAUGAGCCAAAAAGCAACAGUGAUUCAGUUGCAUGUUUGGCCAUGUUUGGAACUUUAGAGCUGCAACCAGAAGUAAAUGAGGUGGUUGACUCAAUGGUAGAUCGGUUGAGAGCUUUGAGUCGUAAGUCUGAUGGCAGGUUCAUUGCAGUAGACUUGAGAGUUGAAAUCCUGGAGAAGGCAGCUUGCCAUGAAAGUGAUGCUAAUGGGCAGAAGAGUUGUUACAGUCCUCAUGAGAUUGCCGUAUUCUUGAGAAAGACUGGAUUUGACAAGGAUACCACUAUUUAUCUCACUCAACCGAGAUGGGACAGAAGCCUUAACAUCUUGAAGGAUAUCUUCCCCAAGACUUAUACAAAGGAAAACAUAAUGCCUGCAGAUAAGAAAAGCAAGUUCCUUGAAUCAGAAGAUUCAGAAUUUGAAAAGGUUAUUGACUUCUACAUCUGUUCUCAAAGUGAUAUCUUUGUGCCAGCCAUCUCUGGCCUAUUGUAUGCUAACGUAGCUGGUAAGAGAAUAGCAUCUGGUAAGAAUCAGAUAAUUGUUCCAGCCGAUAUUCCAGGUUCCUCUGCCCUCAUCACCAAUUUUAUUUCCCCGUAUGUGUCAAAGAAGGAACACUUGGCAUAUUCAUGUUUUUGCUAGUUCUGUAUGCGAAGAAUCGUGCUCAUUGCGUGAGAAAUAUUUAUUCAAGCCUUCAAUAAUUGUCCUUUUUUUUUGUUUACCUUAAACAAGCUCCUCCUCCGUUAAGCAGCUUCACAAGUCAAGCGACUCGUAUUCUUACGCCAAGUUUCUGUAUGAGGUGAUUUUUCCUUUCAAGGCAUUUCGUCGAGAGGACAAAACUUCUCUUGGGUUUAAUGCCGGGCACCUGGUUUCAUAGUUUGUCUGUUACUUCUUCUUCUCUAUAGGACAGUUUUUUUUCUGUUCCAGAAUGUUUGCAAUGUUGAUUGAUGUUUUGUAUAACUUAUUAUAUAGGACGUAUGUUCAUUGUAAGGACUCUUGGCAUAUUGUAAAGGCUUAUGUAAUUUGUUGAAAAGUGGAUUAUCUAUCUCUAUUGUAGCAUUUUUAUA
Messenger RNA from Tripterygium wilfordii, 1788 nucleotides. RefSeq names its product protein MANNAN SYNTHESIS-RELATED 2-like. The record is from RefSeq and is a predicted model, not a curated record. NCBI's taxonomy places the organism in Eukaryota, Viridiplantae, Streptophyta, Magnoliopsida, Celastrales, Celastraceae. The transcript is spliced from 6 exons. Bases 95 to 1363 code for a protein of 422 amino acids.